CCUCCUGCUCCGCGCCCUCCUAUCGCUGCCACCGCCUCCACUGGGCUGAGGAGCGGGGAGUCCGCGGCGCUGGCUUGGGGCUGCGGGAUGGGGAGUUAGCGGCACGGCGGCGGCAGUGGCCGCAGCGCAACCGGCCGCCGCCCCCGGGUCUGUCCCGCCCCGGAGCCAGGCCCGCGGGCGGCGGCGACGGAGGAGCUGGGCAGGUGGAUGCGGCUGGAAGAUGGCGCCCUCGGGCCCGGGCAGCGUCAGGCGGCGGUGCCGGCGGGUGCUGUACUGGAUCCCGGUGGUGUUCAUCAGCCUUCUGCUCGGCUGGUCCUACUACGCCUACGCCAUCCAGCUGUGCAUAGUGUCCAUGGAAAACGUUGGAGAACAAGUUGUGUGCCUGAUUGCUUAUCAUCUACUUUUUGCAAUGUUCGUCUGGUCAUACUGGAAAACUAUCUUUACAUUACCAAUGAAUCCUUCAAAAGAAUUCCAUCUCUCUUAUGCAGAGAAAGAAUUGCUGGAGAGAGAGCCAAGAGGAGAAGCCCAUCAGGAAGUUCUUAGGCGAGCAGCCAAAGAUCUUCCCAUCUAUACCAGGACCAUGUCUGGAGCAAUCCGAUAUUGUGACAGAUGCCAACUCAUAAAACCAGACCGCUGCCAUCACUGUUCCGUCUGUGAUAAAUGUAUUUUGAAGAUGGAUCAUCAUUGCCCAUGGGUGAACAAUUGUGUUGGAUUUUCAAAUUAUAAAUUUUUCCUCCUUUUCUUGGCUUAUUCUCUGCUGUAUUGCCUUUUUAUUGCUGCUACGGAUUUACAGUAUUUUAUCAAAUUUUGGACAAAUGGCCUACCCGAUACUCAAGCCAAGUUCCAUAUUAUGUUUUUAUUCUUUGCUGCAGCUAUGUUUUCUGUCAGCUUGUCCUCUCUGUUUGGCUAUCAUUGUUGGCUAGUCAGCAAAAAUAAAUCUACAUUAGAGGCGUUUAGAAGUCCUGUAUUUCGACAUGGAACAGAUAAGAAUGGAUUCAGCUUGGGUUUCAGUAAAAACAUGCGACAAGUUUUUGGUGAUGAAAAGAAGUACUGGUUGCUACCCAUUUUUUCAAGUCUAGGUGAUGGCUGCUCCUUUCCAACUUGCCUUGUUAAUCAGGAUCCUGAACAAGCAUCUACUCCUGCAGGAUUGAAUUCGACAUCGAAAAAUCCUGAAAACCAUCAGUUUCCUGCAAAGCCAUUGCGAGAGUCCCAGAGCCACCUUCUCACUGAUUCUCCAUCUUGGACAGAGAGCGGCACAAACCCGGGGAAAGGCAAAGCUGGUAUGAGCAAUCCUGCAUUAACCAUGGAGAAUGAGACUUAACUCUUCAAACAAAAUAAAUUCAUACUUUAUGAAAGUAUCAAUGCUGUAGGUGGAUGGAAGAGGCUUCCCACAGGAAGGCACCAUUAGCCUGUUGUUCCCAUUUCCCUUUGGCUGGCUAUGCAGAAUAUGAAUUGGUUAGUUCUCUCCAAGCCGUUGCUUAAAACAUAACACCUUUUUAAAUCCAAUAUACAGAUUGUUUCAACUAACACAAAUUCUUGUUAAAUAUUAGAAGUAAUUAAAGUUUAUGCAUCAAGGGCAAAAAUAUCUUCUAUCAUAAAAACUUGGAAUAAAUUCAUGGGCUAAUUUUCAACCAAAUAUUUGGGUAGUACAGUGUAUACACAUAAAAAGCCCAUUAAUCAUCUGAUUUUCUGAUUCAGAAAAUUGAGCCUAUUAAGAUACUGAAAUUUAAAAGAUUUCAAAUUACAGUAUAAUGACAGCUUUAUUAGUUACCUGUGAGGUGGAGGUAGCAUAUCAGUCUUGUUCCUUCCCUCUGUUGUGAAUCCAGCCCCAGACUGAGUGAGCUAUAAUGACUAUGAAUUCAUUGCAAAUUUUAAGUGGUCUUGAAGAUUACCACCAUUUUUGCCAGACUUUAAUUCUAGCCUUUGUUCACUGCUAGAAAAGAAGUAUGAUCAUUGAAGCCUGAGCUCACUGAUAAGCAACUAGCUAGCAAAUUUUUGUCACAACUAAUACAAUACUAUUACAUCCAAAUUUUUGUCACAACUAAUACACUACUAUUACACCCAAAAUUUAUUUUUCAUCUCGUCUGACCUUCUUAAAUUGGGGGAAAAUCUAUAAAAACAAUUACGAAGAUUGGUUUAUGAUGUUCUUUUGCCAGUCUUUUAAAAAAAAUAAAUCUCAAUUUUUUUAGGUUAUUUGUUCUCUUGAACAUUGCAAAAAUAUUGAAUUUUUAAGAAUUCUUAAUGGGCCACUAGAUUAAUCCUCCAUUGAUAUCUAUAUUAUUUGUGUCCCCUCAUCAAAAGUAUGACAACUAAACUUUAUAGUUCUUCAAAUACUUAAGAUUAAAUUAUGCAAAUCAUUAAAAGAAAUCAUAUACGUUUAGAAAUUUAGUUCAAUAUGAACUAAAUGGUGUGCUGUUUGGAAAUUGAGUUUAAGGUAAACAAACUAAAGUGGCGUGUUUGUUGAUGCCAAAAUGUUCGGCUUCAGUAAAUAUACUAGGAAGCUCUCGUGCCUUGUAUGCACUAUUUGAAAAAGUUUUAUUCGUUUUUUUGAGUGGAGUGUAAGUUUUGUAAAUGUUAGAGAUUAGAAUAAGCCGUAAACAGUUUUUGGUACUAAUUUUGAGAAUUUAAAGCAGAUUAUCUUUUAAACUUACACAGCUAAGGAACUGGUAUUUAAUCAAAGAGAAAAUGGUAUUAAACUUUUCAAAAUCUGAGUUAGACAAGAAUGCAACACAUAAUAGACUAGUAGAUCAGAGGAUAAUGGAGUAAAAAAGAUCCUUGCAAAUACUCAUUCUUUCUAAAAAUGUAAAGUUUUGUAUUUAAAUGAGUUUGUGAAAGAAUCGUCAGCCAAAUCCAUUUUAUAGACCAUUUGAGUGUAAUUCUUAGAAUAAUAGGAUGGCACUCUUUUCAGAUUUUUUUUCUCUUUUUUUAAAAGCUAAAGACUUUGAUCUGACAAUCUGUUUCAGGAAAUCUCAGAAGAUCUGAUGCAUUUUUUACUUUUUACUCUUAAAGCAUUUUUUGGUCAUCAUUGUUUUAUUACCUGAAGUGCCAGAUUGGAACCUAUAGGUACUGCUGAAAGUCUUAAGGACAACAGCAUCACGUGAUGUAUUAAGAAUUAUAUGCAGCCAGGUUAUUUUCAAAGCACAGUACUAUAGCCAUUUUUGUGGACAGGAUUCUGUGAUAUGUUCCUUCUUGUCAAAAUAGAAGAUAAGAAAAAAAGGAGGGGUUUUUAUUCUUUACCUUGCUAGAGUACUGUUAAAUUUUUCCUUUAGGUCUUUUGUGUAAUUACUGAAAUACAUGAGUCAGUACACAUUAGAAUCAGAUUCAAAAACAAACUUUUACAAAUAAAUUUUUUCCAUUAAGUUGUAAUGGUUCUCUUUUUGUUUUCAUACAGUGGAUAAUCUUUUAAGGGUUUUUGUUUUUAAUCUAGGUGGGUUAUCAUUUUUAGAGAUGAUGGCAUAUCUCAUUAGAUAUGCAGUAUAAAGUUUACCUGAGUGAAUAAGGCAUCAAAUAGACCUACAUUUUGUACAUAUUUAUGAAAUAUACCUUAAAAACACUUUAAACAUUUUGUUUUAAAAAAUUUGUUAGACUCAAACUUGAAAGACACUUACACUUCAACUAUCCAGAUAGUCCAUUUAGCUGAUAAUUUUGAUUUUUUUUCGUUUUUAAAAAUUCUACCAUAUAGGUAAAAUUUUUAAGAAUUUUUUUAAAAAUAUUGUACAAAUACUUCAUAUACUUUAGUUCACUGUUUGCCAUUGUGCAAAAGAGGGUUUGUAUUUUCAAAGAUAAACUUAUUGCAUCUAAAUACAAUGAUGGGACAUUCAAGGCAGUGCUUAUCCAUGAAUUCUCUCCUGUUCUACCAUAAUAAAGUCUGGUUGAUCACCUUUACUAGCUGUCUAAAUGAAAUUGCCUUUGCACUGACAAUCGAAAUCGCUUUAAAGAUACACUUUUCCUAAUCGUCUACCAGAGCUACUACAGACAAAAUGGUUCGACAACCUGGUCAGAACAUAGGUCUUUUGAGAAGAGGUGGAUGACAGGAGGAGAUAUGUGUUGGUAAAAUGCUUCUGGGGACACUUAAAAACAGACUGCAAAGCUUGAGUACACUGUGUUCAACAGAUAACUGGGGGAUACAACAUGUUCGACAGUAACUACGUUCUCUUAGAGAAGUCAAAUGCAAAGGAUUUCUAGAAGGUGUUCUUAAAAAAUGAAGGUAGUAAUCAUGUAACUCAUGCUUCAAGAACCACCUGUGAAAACAUUGUUACCCCCAUUGUAUUAUGAACUAGCAGAGUUUCCCUGUUUUGACUUACAUGUGUCCCACAGCACAAUGUUCCGUUUAUUUCCAUCCUCAGAAAAAGAUGUUCUACCAUAAGGCAGUCUAGGUGACUAAGAGCUCACCUUUAACUGUUCUUAAACCAACAGAAAGUUGAAAUAGGACUGUUUGGGCAAUGCCAAACAAAUCACUUGCAGCUUUUUUUCAUGGCGGGAAAGUGACAGCAGAAAACUGGUGACAAUGCCCAAAGGUAGAUCUUUGUUCUUGUUUGUAGCCAGGUUUCAGUAUUUGUUAGCUUACUGUUGGCGGAAAAAUGUGUUAAGAUGAUUUAUCUUUUGACUCAUUUCUGAGACCAGUGAGACCAAAGGGGGCCUUUUGAUAAGUGAUUUUAAGCUCUGGUUUAUGCUAUGUAAAGGAGCUUAUUACUCAGAAGGGACAGUACUAGUUUAUGAUUUAUAACUACCCUUUAUGUUGCAUCUUCCAGGGAUGGUUUUACAGUGUAAGGAGCUCUCCUGAUCUGAAUUUAUUAAUACUUAAUAGUUCUUGUUUGACAGAUAAAGGUGCUUAAUUAAAACGAGAAAAAAAUGCUCCAAAGUAGAAUUCUGUUGAUGCCAAAUUAAAAAAUUUAUUAUCACAGAAAGCUUCAGUUCUUUGUCUUUUAUUCAACUAUGAAGAGCUAUUGUCAGAGCUUAGAAUUCAUCUUUUUCAUUAAGUAUAGCCUCCUAAAGUCUAGUAGUAAAAGCAUCUUAAAUGACCUAAUCAUUUAUUGUGAAAGGUGCAUAUUAAUAAAAAGCAACCUUAAUUACACACUAAUCUUAAUGUAACAUACAAACAUGUUUCUAAGUUCUUUAAAAAAAAUCCUUAGGCAAGUAGAACCUGUGGAUGAGCCCAGAAUGGCUACAAAGAAUCAACUGGAGGAGAGUCUGGACACACAUAUAUAGCUCAAGUAUGAUGUUUUUGUUUACUCUCUUUUCACAUGGUCUUUGCACUAGUGUAAGACACCAGCUAACAAUGAAGUGUUUAUUGUUUAGAAAAAAGAAAACAAAGGUGACAAGUGAAAUGGGUACCAGCCAAACCAGAACACCGUACAUUUUCACAAGGUUUUUUUUUUUUUAAAGAUUUUAUCUUUAUUUGAGACAGAGAGCGAGCGAGCGAGCAAGCACAAGCAGAGGGAGCAGCAGGUUCCUCGCUGAGGAGGGAGCCCGAUGCGGUACUCAGUCCCAGGACCCCCGGAUCAUGACCCAAGCCGAAGGCAGACACUUAACGGACUGAGCCACCCAGGCGUCCCUUUCACAAGGUUUUAAAUUUGACCAACUCAACCUUUUUCUGCUCCAUGCAUAUUUUUACAUAUUCAGAGUUAACACAUUUGAGAUUUCAGGUUGCACUAAUGUAGUGGCUUCUCAACUUCUUUGAAGAGCCUCAUCUGUAUUUCCACUACAAAAAGAAACUAAUUCUUUGGUCACUUCAAACUUAGAAUUGAUUUCUCAAACAAAUAAUAACAGCUGGGAAAGCACUAGAACAUCUGACUUAUUUAGAACCAAAGAAAAAUACUCAAAAUCCUUUGUUUUAUAAUUAACCGUCAAUGUUGUGCCCAGUGUCCUCACUUUUCAACCAACUGUUCUUUCCAAAAGGCUAAGUCAUUAAAAUUUAUUUUCUCUAGACACAAUUCUUUGGGCUACUGCAUUCAGAAACCAUGACCUAAGUAUCAGUAAAUGGCUUUGCUUGACUAACAAAUGGGCCAGUCAUAAACAGACUUUGGUUGUAGCCUCAUUUUCAUUUCUUAUUUUUGUGAAGAAAUCAUGUUAAGAUAUUCCAUUUUAAAAUUUCUGUUGCUUUCCCGAUAGUUGGUGAUGAGUGUUUGGUGUGGUUAGGUCAACAUACACUGGUUUUUAGCAGUUACAGUGUCAUUGCUUGACACACUAUUUUGCCGUUAUCAUUUGGUAAGAUAAUCCACAUUCCAGUGUGCCUUCAAGGCACAUCAUUCAAACUGCAGUUUUCUUGUUUUGACAUAAUGGGUAUGAUCUGGUAACAGAAAAAAUAAUAAAGUGUUGUUGUACAGAUAGACAAAGCACUCCAAAUGCUUCCACAUCACCUGCGUCACUGAUUUUGUGGCAUACCAAAAAGGAAUGUGAGAUGAUGAGAAAGCCAGAAGCAGUUUCUGUAGCAGCUAUUCAGCCUUCCCACUGUGGUGCAAAAGUAGCCACAGACAGUACAGAAGUCAGGCGUGUGGCUGCAUUCCAAUAAAACUUUAUUUACGGAUCCUAACAUUUGAAUUUCAUAAUUUUCACAUGUCAGGAAGUAUUAUUCUUUUGAUUCCCCCCCCCCCCCAACCAUUUUAAAACCGCAAAAACCAUUCUCAUCUCACUGGCACAAAAACAGGCAACAGCCUCGUUUGGGGCCUGUAGGCCAUAGUUUGACGACCCUUGCUCCAGAUUUAAUAGAAUAUGGUGAGUCCAGAAUUAAUGGUUCGGGAACAUUACAAAUUAUCAGCCAAAUACCUCAUGUCCAAAAGCUAGAUUUAGUAAAGGUCAUAAUGUUCCUCGUAUUACUGCUUAAGAGACAGAAACCAAAAUUGACACAAACUAUGAAAUUCAGCAACUAGGUAGCUAUUCAAAAGGGAAUCUUUAUAAUUCCUAUUUUUUUUUAAGGAGGUGAAGAUCAAAAUAAGAAGAAACCAAUUAGAUCUGCUAUAUUGUGUCAGCUUUAAAAAGAAGCCACA
This is a messenger RNA of Zalophus californianus (California sea lion), 6986 nucleotides long. It is a transcript of the gene ZDHHC2, whose product is annotated as zinc finger DHHC-type palmitoyltransferase 2. The record is from RefSeq and is a predicted model, not a curated record. Gene Ontology annotation, molecular function: protein-cysteine S-palmitoyltransferase activity. Lineage: Eukaryota; Metazoa; Chordata; Mammalia; Carnivora; Otariidae. Bases 221 to 1321 code for a protein of 366 amino acids. Gene Ontology annotation, biological process: protein targeting to membrane; peptidyl-L-cysteine S-palmitoylation. The transcript is spliced from 13 exons. Gene Ontology annotation, cellular component: endoplasmic reticulum; Golgi apparatus.